Topomyia yanbarensis is the source of this 529-nucleotide messenger RNA. Its product is annotated as ejaculatory bulb-specific protein 3-like. The transcript has 2 exons. The record is from RefSeq and is a predicted model, not a curated record. Lineage: Eukaryota; Metazoa; Arthropoda; Insecta; Diptera; Culicidae. The coding region runs from base 59 to 397 and encodes 112 amino acids.
UGGCAGCAGUACAGUUCAAACUUGGAUCUUCACCAAAGCAAGCCCAACAUUCAGCACCAUGAAAUUCGUUAUCGUCGCUCUGGCCCUGGUGGUCCUAGUCGCCGCCCAGGAUGACAAAUACACCACCAAGUACGAUAACAUCGACGUGGACGAGAUUUUGAACUCGGACCGUCUCUUCAACAACUACUUCAAGUGUCUGAUGGACGAGGGCAGCUGCACACCGGAAGGCAAUGAACUGAAGCGUGUCCUGCCGGAAUCUCUGGAGAAUAAAUGCGCAAAGUGUAGCGAGAAGCAGAAGGAAACCAGCGCCAAAGUGUUCAAAAACUUGCAAGAGAAUCGUCCCGAACAGUGGGCUUUGCUGAGGGCCAAGUACGAUCCCGAGAACAAAUACUCGUAAAAUGUUUUUGCCGCCUCGAGGCGGAGAUGUAAAAGUGACGUUUUUGUAAUCUCGUCCUGAUGCUGGUCACGUUUCCUAAAACAUUUGUCCUCUUGAUUAAAAAUAAAAAAAAAAUUAAGAAACCGCACUAAA